Molecule: messenger RNA, 395 nt
Organism: Epinephelus fuscoguttatus (brown-marbled grouper)
Lineage: Eukaryota; Metazoa; Chordata; Actinopteri; Perciformes; Serranidae
Product: histone H2B 1/2-like
Exons: 1
Coding region: 13-387 (124 amino acids)
Cellular component (GO): nucleosome
Molecular function (GO): DNA binding; protein heterodimerization activity; structural constituent of chromatin
Source: RefSeq, a predicted model, not a curated record
CCCGUCCUGAUCAUGCCUGAAACCACCGUGAAAGCGCCCAAGAAGGGCUCAAAGAAAGCCGUGUCUAAGAGCGUCAGCAAGAGCGGCAAGAAGAAGAGAAGGACCAGGAAGGAGAGCUACGCCAUCUACGUGUACAAGGUGCUGAAGCAGGUCCACCCCGACACCGGCAUCUCGUCCAAGGCUAUGGGCAUCAUGAACUCGUUUGUGAGCGACAUCUUUGAGCGCAUCGCCGGUGAGGCCUCCCGUCUGGCUCACUACAACAAGCGCUCCACCAUCACUUCCAGGGAGAUCCAGACCGCCGUCCGCCUGCUGCUGCCCGGUGAGCUGGCCAAGCAUGCCGUGUCUGAGGGCACCAAGGCCGUCACCAAGUACACCAGCUCCAAGUAAACAGUCUU